GUCUGGUCCAGAUCCUCCGCUCCUCCUCAGCUCAACACACACAUCCAUUGUACACAAACGGGCAGGCGGCUCACGCAUACACACGCACUCACACACAUACACACACAUAUAUAUACACACAUGCACAGCAUCGAUCGUGGCUCCUUUAAGAAAAGCCUAAGCCAGAAUUAUCACCCCACCUCCUCUUGAUCUCCUCUAGACGCUUUUGCAUAAGAAAAUCAAGCCGGGAGCCGAGAGUGAUCAAAGAAAACCAGAGGAGAGCUGCUUUAUUUUUUGACUGUGAUUGUGACCAUUAACAUUUAGCUGGUGCCGAUCCCGUGGAGACGCGCGUCGGACCAUCAUUCAUCCGGUACUUUUGACAAGCCCUCGCGUUUUGACUGACAGGCGGAGUGACAAAAAGCCAUGAGAGUCGCCACUUUUGUUUGAGGGGCUGUUUUAUUUUCCUCCUGGUUUCGGAAAAGGAGCCUGGCUGCCGCUGCCCCGAGGAUAGCCGAGGACCUAUUCGCCGCGCCUGGGCUAAACUUGCGCAGAAAGCAGGGGCUGGCUUCACCGUUCCGUGGAAGAAGAGGCAUACGGGAUUUUGUUGCUGAAACAUCUUCUCAUUUAUUUGGAUUUUCUUUCUUCAUUUUGUCUCCACCCUGGCCUCAGAGGGGAUUUAUCUAAACUGAAAGGACGACCAAGGGAGUCAGGAGGGUUAUGGCGCAACGGUACGAAGACUUGCCCCACUACGGGAUGGACGGGGUGGGCAUCCCGACCACCAUGUACGGAGACCCGCACGGAGCCCGCUCCAUGCAGGCGGUGCAUCUGAACCACGGGCCCCAGCUGCACUCGCACCAGUAUCCGCACACCGCCCACACCAACACCAUGCCUCCCAGUAUGGGCUCCUCUGUUAACGACGCUCUCAAGAGAGAUAAAGACGCUAUAUACGGGCACCCCCUGUUCCCCUUGCUUGCACUGAUUUUUGAGAAAUGUGAAUUAGCGACGUGCACCCCCAGAGAGCCCGGGGUGGCGGGCGGAGACGUCUGUUCAUCGGAAUCUUUCAAUGAAGACAUAGCAGUGUUUGCAAAACAGAUUCGGGCAGAAAAGCCUUUAUUUUCAUCGAAUCCAGAAUUGGAUAAUCUGAUGAUUCAAGCCAUUCAAGUUUUACGAUUUCAUCUUCUGGAGCUGGAGAAGGUACACGAGCUGUGUGAUAAUUUCUGUCACCGGUACAUCAGCUGCUUGAAAGGCAAGAUGCCCAUCGACUUGGUCAUAGACGACAGAGAGGGCGGCUCCAAAUCAGACAGCGAGGAAAUCACAAGAUCAUCAGUGGCCCUUGAUCAGACGUCCUGGAACAGAGAUCACGAUGACACGGCGUCCACACGCUCUGGAGGAACGCCGGGACCGUCCAGCGGCGGACACACAUCACACAGCGGGGACAACAGCAGCGAACAGGGUGAUGGCCUGGACAACAGCGUGGCUUCGCCGAGCACAGGGGAUGACGAUGACCCGGAUAAAGAGAAGAAGCGCAACAAGAAGAGAGGGAUCUUCCCUAAGGUGGCCACCAACAUUAUGAGAGCAUGGCUCUUUCAGCACCUUACACAUCCCUACCCUUCAGAAGAACAGAAGAAACAGCUAGCGCAAGACACAGGCCUCACCAUCCUACAAGUGAACAACUGGUUCAUAAACGCCCGGAGGAGAAUAGUGCAGCCCAUGAUUGACCAGUCAAACCGUGCAGUAAGUCAAGGAGCUCCCUACAAUCCAGAUGGCCAGCCGAUGGGGGGCUUCGUCAUGGACGGCCAGCAGCACAUGGGAAUCAGACCACCUGGAGCGAUGGGUGGAAUGGGCAUGAACAUGGGCAUGGAAGGUCAGUGGCACUACAUGUAGCCCCGCCCCGGUCUGACCAAUCGCAACACAAAGGAGGAUAACUGCAGGGCCAACCGGGGGAUCACCUGUCUCACAGAGGCCUACGGAGCACGGGAACAGGACUCCUUGCCUGAUGACAACAACCAACAUUAACCCCUCUGUCCACCUCCAAGACCCAACAUUUUAUUCGGCUGAUUUCUGCAACAUGGACGCCUUCCAUGACUGCCUUCAACCCUUCCAAGUCUAUGUGUCCAGCGACGGUGAUGCACAGAAGAUAAAACUAUGUCCACACCAGAUGAUGCCCUGUCCCGACUGACCCCUGCUUCUUCUUCUCUGGUGGGCGAUAGACUUCGCCCCCUUGCCACUGCCCACGAGGUUCACAUGGACUCCUCCAUUACAAGUGAUUGUGAUUGCGAUUGCGAGCAUAGACGACACACGAGAGACACACUGUGUCCUUUGCCUGUACCUUUGGCGAAUGCAGCACCUGGUGAUAUAUUCUAGACUCUUUGGUAAACAAGAGCGAGAUCCUGUGAAGAGCACUCCACUCUUUGGGACGAUGGAAUUGGACCAAGGAGAAGCCAAUGUCUGUAUUUGACAGGACACUAACAAAGCAAAAGAGGUGCCCUUUAAAAAAUGUAGUGGAUUGAAACAUGGAAGGAGGGAAAGCAAGAGAAAAGAAAUAAAAAGUAUAACUAUAUCAAACCCUAGUUUGGGAAGCGAGUGGAGAAAGAAAAUAUACUGUAUACUGAUGUAAAAUUACGCUGGACUCUCACAAGAACUGGGAAUUUAAGUAUUGUAAAUGCUAUUGUAUUGUUCUGCAUAUUAUGUUGUUUCUAAUAGAUUUUUUUAAAAAAGGAUGUGAACUUUUUUCUCUUUUUUUCUGAUUUCUUUCCACACUAUGUGUGUGCCGUCUCCAUCAAAUUUGACCUCCUGCCCCCUCCCUUCAUUCAAUCACGAUGCAUUUUUAAAAGAAAAAGAAAGUGAAUAAACGGACAAUUCGAUCAGUU
This is a messenger RNA of Eleginops maclovinus (Patagonian blennie), 2849 nucleotides long. Its product is annotated as homeobox protein Meis1. Gene Ontology annotation, biological process: animal organ morphogenesis; eye development; embryonic pattern specification. The record is from RefSeq and is a predicted model, not a curated record. NCBI's taxonomy places the organism in Eukaryota, Metazoa, Chordata, Actinopteri, Perciformes, Eleginopidae. The coding region runs from base 697 to 1863 and encodes 388 amino acids. The transcript has 13 exons. Gene Ontology annotation, molecular function: DNA-binding transcription activator activity, RNA polymerase II-specific; RNA polymerase II cis-regulatory region sequence-specific DNA binding.